CUCGUGCACAGAGAGAUGGCAGAAAAGCUAGGAAAAGAUUUUUAUUUGUGCGUCAUUAAGUCCGCCGCGUCCAUAUAUAAUCGAUGUGUCACAGGUCAAACCGAUGAGAUACCCAUUUGCAGUCCAUCGUGCAGUCAACGGCGCGUUCUUCGGUCGAAACGCCGAGUUUUCUGCCGUCUCAUCCGGCCGCCGGAUUCGGACGCGAUUGGCCCGGUUGACACGAUAUUCACAGAGAAUCGACAGGGUCAGCGUUCCGCGGUUUCAGCCCGCCUUUGCUCUCAGCGACUAUUCCCUAUAUAUAUGGCGCGAGCAAAUGUGAGAAGGCGGCACUCGGAUUUGCCGCAUUUUGAAUCUGUGGCUAGGAUCUCGAGUCUUCCCAUCGUGGAAAGUGGCAUACACAUCGCUGGCAAUGUGUAUAGAAAAAUAAAGCGUUCAAAUUCUUUAAUGAAUUGGGGUUUGGACACGGCGGAGCAAUCAUUAGCGAUCGCAACUGCGACAGCGAGACCAGCGAUUUUUGCAUUCAAUGGACCAAUUACGACAAUCGAUCAGCUCCUGUGCAAAGGUAUCGACAUGGUUGAGCAGAGAGUGCCAUCAGUGCAUCUUCCCCCUCAUCUUAUGUAUUUGAACACGCGAGAUUAUGUAAGUAAGAAAAUUGUCAAGCCGGUUUUAAUGCGCGCCGGAAGCGUUAAGCUAAUCGGUAGUCAAGCUGCCAAUGUAGCCGUUGAUACACUGGAUGGUGCACUGACUGUUGCGGACAAGUACAUGGACCAUUACUUGCCAGGGGAUCCAGCUGAUAAAGAAGAUGUUAACCCCACUGAAAACAUGAGCAAAACGACACGAACGAUAAAACACGGAGCAAGAUUCUCGCGAAAACUACAAAAAAGAUUGACGCGACGCACUUUGGCCGAAGCUCGCGCGCUCAAAGAGCAAGGAACGGAAUGCAUCCAUGUCCUUCUAUAUGUCGUCGAAUUGAUAACCACGGACCCAAAAUUGGCGAUGCAAAAAGCAAAGGAGUUGUGGGCCACGCUGAGUCUACCUGAGCCUGAAAAUCAAGCGCGCCCGGAAACGCUCGAACAGCUUCUAGUGCUCUUGAUACGCGAAUCCUCACGGCGCAUAGUGCAUCUGGUGAAUGGCACAGCCACACUGGCAGCUAGAACUCCGCGACGUUUUGGUCAUCUACUUGUCCAACUUUCUCAUCAAUUACUCACCGUCGCGGACGCCACAUUGCAGAUGACACCACUUAUAGGUAAGAGUUCUGCAGCAAGAGAACAAAUAUCUGUCAUACGCUCUGGUAUUGAAAGGUUGAGUUCGACCGCGAAUUUAUUAUUGGAAAAAUUCGCUACAUUCUUGGCUGGUCGCCCCAGCCCUCAAAAGGUACCACGCAUGCGAAACCGCGAGCAGAACCACAAUAACCACAUGUCCGUGACUUCCAAUCCUCCAAUAAACGGUAUCGAGUAACAAGCGAGUUUCUCGCCUGAAAACUGCUACGUGCGAGUUUCUUUCCCCUUUUAGUAUGGUUUUCAAUUACAAGGUCGAAGACACGAGGAUAGAAAUCGCGCCGAGUCGCCGCUCAUUGAUUAGAAUAACAUUUCAUCGACCGCAUUUACAUCAUUACUUUUUAUGAUUUUGUAUUCGUAAUACAAUGCGCAAUACAAUAACAGAAUAUAUAUUUUAUUAUUGGCACAGUGUACCCGUGCCAUACUCAUUUUGUGCUUCUUACGUUAGUCAUUAAUGAAAACUAUUGCUCCUACAGUAAUUAAAUGUAAGUGAAAAAAUAAAGGGCCAUCUUAAUUGCGACGUUA
Solenopsis invicta (red fire ant) is the source of this 1802-nucleotide messenger RNA. RefSeq names its product lipid storage droplets surface-binding protein 1 (gene Lsd-1). The record is from RefSeq and is a predicted model, not a curated record. The transcript is spliced from 8 exons. The coding region runs from base 16 to 1458 and encodes 480 amino acids. Gene Ontology annotation, biological process: positive regulation of triglyceride storage; lipid storage. Gene Ontology annotation, cellular component: cytosol; lipid droplet. NCBI's taxonomy places the organism in Eukaryota, Metazoa, Arthropoda, Insecta, Hymenoptera, Formicidae.